This is a messenger RNA of Cydia pomonella (codling moth), 1971 nucleotides long. RefSeq lists its product as uncharacterized. The transcript has 2 exons. The record is from RefSeq and is a predicted model, not a curated record. Bases 100 to 432 code for a protein of 110 amino acids. NCBI's taxonomy places the organism in Eukaryota, Metazoa, Arthropoda, Insecta, Lepidoptera, Tortricidae.
UCGGUUAUUCAUUAGUCAUUCGUCGACGGCCGACCGAGCGAGCAGCGCAUCAUCCGAGUCUGUUUUUGUGCAACUGCGAGUAUGUGAAAUGUGCUCGAAAUGCGUCUAACGUUUUUGACAUUACUACUAUUACUAGGUUUGUUUGGUGUGUGCGUGACAUACGACAUGAUCGUUGGGGAUACUGUGCACCGCAAGAUGGUGUUCCACCAAAGGGUUAAGGAGUUUGCGAUACCGUUCAAGAAGAGGAUUCGGACUUUAUCGUAUACGGACCCCGAGAAAAGGAUAAUCAAAGGUAUCGCAGCCAUAGACAACGAUUUCUCACAUGCCAGCGCCAAUAUUACGGAAGGCGGAGUAGGGAAGAACUUCGUCACAGUAAGAAUGAAGAGUCAGAGGCACCAUCCACUCAAUUUCGAAGUUGAAAUAUAUGUGUAGUACCUACUUAGGUAACUAACAUAUAGGUAUAGAAAGACUUAAUUAUACUCGAUUGAUUAGACAAACAAAAUGGUCAGCUGAAAGUAAAGGUGAAGGUUCUUCUGGUUAGUUAUUAAGUAGGUACCUAUGUUAUCGGCUGAAAUGGGACAUUAAAUAAAAUAAAGAUAAAAUGCUUUAGUAAAAAAAUAUAUUGCCCUACCUACUAGAAAGUCUUAACAUUGUAACCUUUGUGUAGAAAACAUCUGAUAAGUUUCCAAAAAGGGCACAAUAGCUAAGUAAGCUGCCAAGUUAUUGCAGUGACAAUGAAUAAAACCUUGACGUAAACGCCCGGUCGUGUGAGUUGAGGCCAUCGAAUAUAAAGUUAUUGCAUGAUAAUAACCAAAUUUAUAUUUGUUGUUAUUGUAAAUAAUCCUCAAUACUAUUUAAUGUAGGUAAUGUGUAUUAAAUAAAAUAACGUUGUAAUACGAUUGUCCAUGAUUGACUAAACCAUUUCCAUGAUUGUAAAUAAAAAUGUAUAAUUAGGUUUUAAGCUAUAUGUGAUAAGUGUAAUAUAUAAAGUUUAAAACACCAAAUUUACCUAUUAUCAUUAAAUAUUGACUUUAUCAAUUUUCUUGUAGCCAAUAAGUCAGUACGUAUUUUAUUUAAUUUAGAUACAAACUACAUAGACAGUUAUGAAUAACGUUAAUUAAAUAAUUAAUUUACUUGGACUGAUAUCAACAAACCUUUACGACUUUAGUUAGGACAUUACAUACUAUAAAGUCUAUAAACAUAUGCCUUCAUUAUAUGCCUUAUAGAUACAAUAGGUAUGUUCAAUCACGGAAACAAAAUUUUCAAAAUGUCCAUUUAAUGGUUUCCAUUUAAAGAGAUUCUAUAAGUUCAAUUAUUGAGUCGUUUUGUUUUUUUUCCAUUUGUUCAUUUUGAAUCUUAUUUCAAUUACCAUAGGAGUUGUAAUACAAUAACCGGUUAAAGUGACCGGACCCUUUUUUUGCAGGUAGUGGCACGUGCAGUUUUAGUUAAUAAUAGACAAAAGAUUAGCCGCUCGGGGCCAGCUUCAUAUCGAACGACUAUAUUACCCAUUUAUCUAGGUCUCAAUUACCUAAAUAUAUUUUUUUACAUUGUUUUACUGCGAAUUACCCAUUUUUCACACUUGUAUCGUAAUUAACUACAGUAACCGUGUUAUUAAAUUGAGACCUGUUGUUUUUCAGUACAUAUGGCCCUUUACAUUUUUAACAUAGUCACGUAAUGUACAGAUUGUCGCACUAGUGCGGUAAAGGCUACUUUGCCAUAUGUACUGCGUAAUCUAUAAAUAUAUAACUUUUAUACCGACUAUUCUGUUAUCACAUAAGUACUCGUAUACAUGUAAACGCGAAACUCAAACUGUGAAUGACGUAAGUUAGUAGGUUUGGUUUUAACCCUACAGUACGGAUCUAUUAUUACAUAUUUAUGAUAUGAAUCUCUUAUUGUUAAGGUAAUGUUAGGUCGAUUAAUAUUACAAUAAGGCAUUGUACUCGUAAGUGAAUAAACAUUUAUGAUACCUUU